Molecule: messenger RNA, 1498 nt
Organism: Vitis riparia (riverbank grape)
Lineage: Eukaryota; Viridiplantae; Streptophyta; Magnoliopsida; Vitales; Vitaceae
Product: ferritin-3, chloroplastic-like
Exons: 7
Coding region: 203-985 (260 amino acids)
Biological process (GO): intracellular iron ion homeostasis; iron ion transport
Cellular component (GO): cytoplasm
Molecular function (GO): ferrous iron binding; ferric iron binding
Source: RefSeq, a predicted model, not a curated record
UUGAACACAUUACCCUAAGCAACGUCACGAGAAGCACGAGGCCACCACGCGCCCCCUCCCACUAUAGCAAUCUCAACCGUCCACGUGUCUCAUCCUCAACGGACUAAAUCCCUGGCGUUCUCAUAUUUUCAAUGCCACUCUCAUUUUCGUUCUUCAAUCACCACUUCUCUCAGUUUCCCUCAGCUUUCUCGUUUUACUAACAAUGCUGCUCAAGUCGUCUGCUUCGUUCUCUCUCUCCUCCUCCGCUUCGUUAAUUGGUGAUCGUAAGAACGCGUAUUCUUCAACUGUUCUACAAUUUCCAUGGAGGAAUGAGAAUGUUUUUGGCGGCAAGUUUGUGAUUAAGGCUUCCAAGGAGUCCCGUAAGGCAUCAACUUUAGGCGCUUGGUUCGAUCCAUUCGAGGAAGUGAAGAAGGAGCGUCUUGUCGUCCCGACUUGUCCUCAAGAUUCUCUCUCUCGUCUGAAGUUCUCCAGUCCAUGUGAAACAGCCAUCAAUGAACAGAUCAAUGUGGAAUACAAUGUCUCCUAUGCCUAUCAUACUCUGUAUGCCUAUUUUGAUAGAGAUAAUAUUGCUCUCAAGGGCCUUGCCAAAUUUUGCAAGGAAUCAAGUACAGAAGAAAGAGAGCAUGCUGAGAAACUGAUGGAAUACCAGAAUAAACGUGGAGGAAAAGUGAAGUUACGGGUCAUAGUGAGGCCACCGUCAGAAUUCGAUAAUGAUGAAAAGGGAGAUGCAUUGCAUGCAAUGGAGCUAGCAUUGGCUCUGGAAAAGUUAACUACUCAGAAACUUCUGGAUUUACACAAAGUUGCUGUUGAAAAUGAUGACCCUCAUUUGGUGGAUUUCAUCGAAAGUGAGUUCUUGACCGAGCAGGUGGAAUCUAUCAAGAAAGUAGCAGAAUAUGUUGCUCAGUUGAGAAGGUUGGGCAAAGGAUAUGGUAAUUUCUGGUUAACUUGGGCGUCCCAUUUCCUUUACCCUUCAUCUUUCAUCUAGCUCUAAUACAUGGCUGUCUUUCUUCCCUUCUGUUUUCUUUUUGAUCGACCCUAAAAGCAGUUCUAAUGAAUGAAUUUGCAGGAGUCUGGCACUUCGAUCAGAUGCUCCUCAAUCAUGGGGUUGCUGCAUGAUGAAGAAUCACAGCAUUAGGUCUGUCUUGGUUAGGGUUGAAAUGCAGGCUAAGCUGGAUUUGGUUAGGCCGUUUGUUUUGGAGUAGUUCUUAUGCGUGAUGAAGGAUUUGGUGGUUCUUUCUGGAAUGGGUUUUUCUUUUGCAUGAUGAAGAAUUACAAUACCUAUUCCCACUCUUUGUUGACGUUGAAACGCAGCCUUUUUCUUUGGUGGUUGUUCUGGGAUAAUUGUUUCCUUUCUACAAGGUUUCAUUGCUUUUACUGAAUUGGGUGGUGAUGACAUUUUUUAACUUGAAGAAAUUAUGGUAGUAUUUUCUUGUUAUGAUUUUAGGUUCGGUGCCAAGCAACUCUUCAAUCGAGGUAAAAUAGUUCUUACCAUUCAGCA